This is a messenger RNA of Akanthomyces muscarius, 636 nucleotides long. RefSeq lists its product as uncharacterized. NCBI's taxonomy places the organism in Eukaryota, Fungi, Ascomycota, Sordariomycetes, Hypocreales, Cordycipitaceae. The coding region runs from base 1 to 636 and encodes 211 amino acids. The transcript has 2 exons. The record is from RefSeq and is a predicted model, not a curated record.
AUGCGUUUCACUGCUGCUCUCGCUCUCGGCGCUGCCGUCGCCGUCACGGCCCAGUCCUCCACCAGCAGCGCCGAUGCUCCCAGCUCUUCCCAGGAGACUUGCCUGAAGAACUGCGGCCUCGACGUCAACUGCAAGGCUCACUGCAUCACCGUUCCUUCGCCCAACGAGGACCAGGUCAACAAGACCACCCAGUGCGCCGCCAAGUGCCCCCAGGGCGACGGCAGCCCCUCCGACACUGACAAGUACGCCAAGUGCCAGCAGGACUGCAUCAAGCAGUACUACUACAACACCGAGUCCGGCACCCCCGACAACGGCGCCGCCAACACCGGCUCUGGCUCGGCUGGCUCCUCCGCGUCCAGCGCCGCCACCGGUGUUAGCAGCAGCCUCAGCAGCGCCGCCAGCUCUGCUUCCUCCGCUGUCUCCAGCAUCGUCAGCUCUGCUUCCUCUGCCAUCUCCAGCGGCGCUAGCUCCGCCUCCUCUGCUGCCUCGAGCGCCUCCAAGACUGAGGGCAGCUCCUCCGGUUCGCAGACCUCCGGCGCCAGCUCGACCCCUUCUGCCACCGGGAACGCCGCCGCCAGCCUGACUGGUGCCUCGGCCACUUUCUUCGGCCUCGUCGCUGCUCUCUUUGCUCUGUAA